GCAUUUUCCAUAUCAUUCGAAAACAUUCUGAAAGUACGUGUUUUUAAUUUGCUGAAUGAAGGGUGCGUGAGACGCUCGUGCUGCAGGGCUGACAGUUUUUGUUUGAUUUGCUUGUCGUGCCACCGUACAAUGUCUAACUCUGCAGACGAUCUGGUAGUACAGGUCGAGGACUUGCCUGUUGCUACGAAGGCCACCAGUUCGUCUCCAACGCUACCAUCAAAUCACUCUUCGGAGAAAGAAGAGACAAGUAGCCGCGACCUGAGUAGCAGCGUAUCCGCUGAAGCUACGGACGAAGCGUCGUCAGACGACGAAUAUUACAAACCUCUCAAAAGGUUGUGUACUAUCCAACUUAGGCCCGCUCCUAACCCGACGAAACCGUUGAGCUCUUUUUUCAUCAAAGACAUUUUAAAUCACAAACCCAGCACACGGACCAACCUGAUUGAACGGGGAAUUGUCCGACCAUGGGAUCUGGAAAGUCCGCCAGCUAAGAGACGGCGGCCGCGCUCGGCUGACGACGAUUCUCGAUCCGAGAGUGACUCUCCCGAAAGCCCCGGAGUCGGAAAUCUCGUUUCAUCUCCAUUAGACGCACUUUUUGAAAUGACAAGUAAAGCCUUCGACGGAUUAGAUAAUGGAGAAAAGUCCCUGG
Limulus polyphemus (Atlantic horseshoe crab) is the source of this 646-nucleotide messenger RNA. RefSeq lists its product as uncharacterized. The transcript has a single exon. The record is from RefSeq and is a predicted model, not a curated record. NCBI's taxonomy places the organism in Eukaryota, Metazoa, Arthropoda, Merostomata, Xiphosura, Limulidae. The annotation marks the transcript as partial.